AUGUCUCAGCUAACCACAUUCCCGCCAGCUUUGGAGAUCCAGGCGCUCAACCCCCGACGCCAACCCAGACUCAGACGUUCCCUGACCCCUCGAUUCGCCGAGAACUACUCCGUCUUCAACUCUACGCCCGGCAAUCUCGACGGCGGCCAGGCCAGAUUCGAGGGCUUCGCCCCCUUCACGCCAUCGAGUCACACAGACGGCUUGGACCCCAAACAACAGCAUCCUGCCAACCACACAAGUCCGCAGCUUCUCGGUUCGGGUUCCUGGCCUAGCCAGACGGCGACCCCGCCGCCGACUGCUCACAGACGCAACAAACACAGCACCUACGAGCCUCUCACGAUGAACCAGAAUGGCCAGGACUACGGGCAACCUGAUUUUUCCACAGCGUCGCAGCAGCCGACGGACUUCAACCCCUUGCUAGCAAGCCCGGGCGACAUAUUCUCCUACCCCAUGUCCGCACCGGUGACGGCGCCCGAAACCUUCUGGGACCCUGCCAGCUUCGCCAUGUCCAUGGAUAUGGACUUUAACACGUCCAACAUCUUUAACACCGAGCACCCCACCACAGGGCAUCGGCAUUCGGCUUCGUUUGACUGGAAUAACGAGCCUCAGAUGUUUCAGGACCCGCCCCCGCCCGCGCAAGCUCCUCCACCACGAGCAAACCUACCUGCCAAGGGCGCAGCCACCAAAAAGUCACGCCCACUGGCGCCCAAGCCCCCUGCGAGUCGAGCGCCGACAGCAGGCGCUUUGACCGCGAGUCUGAGCAUGGAUAAUGCCUUUGGCAUCACAAGCCCAGCAGCCGGCAUCGAGCCGGGCAACGUCUUCGGCGGCUCUCGACCUUCGGCGCCUUUCUCCAGUUUCCGGGCAACCGACCCUCAGGCAUCACAUUCCCUCGUUCCUGCAACGAGCAUGCGCAGGUCCAACAGCUCGCGGGAUGUUGGCAGCAGCAAAGCUCCAGACCGGGCGUUUGCUAGUUCCCCAGUCAAGCCAUCAAUGCCUAGACCGGGCUUGUCGAGGAGUCAAAGCGAGAACAGGGGGAGGAGACCCAAAGGCAAGGGGGCCAUUGUCAACCAGCCCAUGGCGCCUCGCCCAUUGCCUCCCAGCAGGAGCGUCCCGGGCUUAGACAUGGGUCGGGCGACAAAGACGUCUGGAAGAGUGUCACCUCUCAAGAAACAGAAUCGCAUGUCGGGUCUAGCCUCCAUCCCUGAGUCGGCCAGUCGGCCGAGCUCACGGGCGUCGGUCAAGUUCUACAUUGGAGCAGACGGACGGGCUCACGCGCAGGCUGCUCACUCCGCUGUCGGUCCAUCCGAGUCGUACACUGGGCCUGCUGCUCGGUCAUCAGGGCAAUGGGACGAUGGCUCAGAAGGUUCGUCAUCGGAAGACGACGAGCCGAUCAUCAUCCCCAGUCGGAACACAUCAUUCAACGCGUCCUUCGCCCUACCCGACCCGAGACGCCCUGUUGGUUCCAUCUUCCACCCCGCGCGGAGGAGUAUCAGCGAUAAGAGCACGAGUACGUUCGCUGCGUCGGCGGAUGGCGAUAACAACGACAUGGAGAGCGAAGCGGAGACCAUCAUGAACGACCUUCCUGUGCACAACGGUGGCGAUGCUGCGAGCGAGCUGCUCCGCGUCAAAGAGAAUCGCCAGUUGAUGGCGAACCAGUUAUCGGGUGCCAAAUCGCAACGUUAUUUCGGCAUGGGGCAAGGGCCCAAGAGCACUUCAAUUUCGCCGUGCCGGACUGAUUCGGGGAACACGACCGAUGAACCAGGUGUCCGCUGCGUGUGCCACAACACCGAAUUCAUUGGAUUCUUGGUACAAUGGUGA
Emericellopsis cladophorae is the source of this 1818-nucleotide messenger RNA. Its product is annotated as PHD finger protein-like protein-like protein. Lineage: Eukaryota; Fungi; Ascomycota; Sordariomycetes; Hypocreales; Bionectriaceae. The transcript has 2 exons. The coding region runs from base 1 to 1818 and encodes 605 amino acids. The record is from RefSeq and is a predicted model, not a curated record.